GUGGCGCAGGCGCAGUGUCCCCGGGCCAAGAUGGCGGUGCGGUGUUCCACACGCUGGUUGCUGGUGGCUGUGGGGACCCCGCGGCUGCCGGCUGCAGCGGGGAGAGGAGCCGGGCAGCUCAGGGAGGGCGUCGUAGGGGCGUCGUUGGCCCGCAAGCUGAGCGUCACCGCCCUCUCGCCUUCCCUGGGUGCUCGCGGCCCCCGGGCGCUGCUGACAUUGAGACCCAGUGUCAGCCUCACAGGAACAAAAAGUUACCCUUCUGUUUGUACUGCCUCCUUCCACACCAGCGCCUCUCUGGCCAAAGAAGAUUAUUACCAGAUAUUAGGAGUGCCCCGAAAUGCCAGCCAGAAAGAGAUCAAGAAAGCCUAUUACCAGCUUGCCAAGAAAUAUCACCCUGACACAAAUAAAGAUGAUCCUAAAGCCAAGGAGAAGUUCUCUCAGCUGGCAGAAGCCUAUGAGGUGCUGAGUGACGAAGUGAAGAGGAAGCAGUACGACGCCUAUGGCUCCUCCAGCUUUGACCCUGGGGCCAGCAGCUCCGGGCAGAGCUACUGGAGGGGAGGCCCCACCGUGGACCCUGAGGAACUGUUCAGGAAGAUCUUCGGGGAGUUCUCCUCAUCUUCAUUUGGAGAUUUCCAGGGUGUGUUCGAACAGCCUCAGGAAUACAUCAUGGAACUGACUUUCAACCAAGCUGCCAAGGGCGUGAACAAGGAGUUCACCGUGAACAUCAUGGACACCUGUGAGCGCUGUGAUGGCAAGGGGAACGAGCCUGGCACCAAGGCGCAGCACUGCCACUACUGCGGGGGCUCCGGCAUGGAAACCAUCAAUACAGGCCCUUUUGUGAUGCGUUCCACGUGUCGGAGAUGUGGCGGCCGCGGCUCUAUCAUAACGUCGCCAUGCGUGGUCUGCAGAGGAGCAGGACAGGCCAAGCAGAAGAAGCGGGUGGUGAUCCCUGUGCCUGCAGGAGUGGAAGAUGGCCAGACUGUGAGGAUGCCUGUAGGAAAAAGAGAAAUUUUCAUCACAUUCAAGGUGCAGAAAAGCCCUGUGUUCCGGAGGGACGGUGCCGACAUCCACUCGGAUCUGUUUAUUUCCAUAGCUCAGGCUAUUCUUGGGGGGACAGCCAGAGCCCAGGGCCUGUAUGAGACAAUCAAUGUGACGAUCCCCCCCGGGACUCAGAGCGACCAGAAGAUCCGGAUGAGUGGGAAAGGCAUUCCCCGGAUUAACAGCUACGGCUACGGUGACCACUACAUUCACAUCAAGAUAAGAGUUCCCAAGAGGCUGACCAGCCGGCAGCAGAGCCUGAUCCUGAGCUACGCUGAGGAUGAGACCGACGUGGAAGGGACAGUCAACGGCGUCACCCACACAAGCACUGGUGGCAGCACCACGGAUAGCUCCACAGGAAGCAAGGCUAGGCGAGAGGCUGGGGAGGACGAGGGACUCCUUUCCAAACUUAAGAAAAUGUUUACCUCCUGAUAGCCCAGCCGAGGAAAACGGUCCACUGGAAACUAGGCUGGGAAGCUUGCAGCCCCUUCUCAUGGGUAGGGCACCUGGGAGACAGGAGGAUCCCGGAACAGUGGCGCUGAGCCCUGCUGCAGAGCCCUCUGGACUGCGACAGCAAAAUCACACGAUGACAACCCAUCUCUCCAUGUAAAGGUCACAGUGGACAACCCUGGGCAGUGCCACGUAGCACCUGAGGGCUGGCGGAAGGUUCCUGCCUGCAGGCGGGUGACUCUGCUUCCAGCACAGGCAGGGAAGGCGGACACUCGCUCCAGCACUAACACUCUCAUUUGGAAUUGAAUGUGAUGGAGAUCUUGUAGACUUAAAGGCCAUGCUUACAGCUUAGAAGUGAUGCCUUAAGCUGCACCGUGUUCAGAAGUGAUUAAUGUCCCUCCUAGCAAACCACCAGGAGGUUCCACAGUGACCCCUGAUAGGCCACGCCCGGAACCCGGGCCUGCAGUCCCUGCCAGUGACCCUGAUAGGCCACGCCUGGAACCCGGGCCUGCAGUCCCUGCCAGUGACCCUGAUAGGCCAUACCCGGGACCUGGGCCUGCAGUCCCUGCCAGUGUGUCCUCCCUGCGGACUCUGCCAUGGCCACAGUCCUUCCUCCUGGGGUGUGUAUUUAGUUUUAGUUCCCAGCAGCUGCAGAGUGGGUGCUUGGGAGCCUGGGGAGACACGUACAGAGGCUCCUGCACCAUACUAGGAUGGACAGCCCUUCUUCCCACCCUGCCUGUGACAGCUGCCGUCCCCACCACCGAGUUGUGCUGUCGGCACGGUGGGCUCUUGCCACGGCUGCUGUGAGGGCACGCAUUGGCUGAUACGUUCUCAAGCUCUGCUGCCUCUGCCGUCCCGGCCUGGCUCUCCCCACAUGCACUGCUGACAUCUUUCUCGGGAGUCACUGUUGUCCUGACUUGUGGAGAAAAGGAAAGCACGGUCCCCGCAGUCUAAGGUCCCCACAGGUCAGCUGAGCAGAGCUCAGGUCCCCAGUCUAAGGUCCCAGCUCUGUGGGCCGCACACCGCGGUUCCCAUAUGCUCGAGGUCCUCUAGCCGCCCUGAGGCAGCCCAAGAAAGAACACUUCUCAAUAGCUUCCUUCCUGUUUUCCUUUACAAUUUACUAAAAUAAAGCACCUGCUAGUGUCUGA
Molecule: messenger RNA, 2636 nt
Organism: Tupaia belangeri chinensis (Chinese tree shrew)
Lineage: Eukaryota; Metazoa; Chordata; Mammalia; Scandentia; Tupaiidae
Gene: DNAJA3
Product: DnaJ heat shock protein family (Hsp40) member A3
Exons: 12
Coding region: 31-1470 (479 amino acids)
Biological process (GO): protein folding; response to heat; mitochondrion organization
Cellular component (GO): mitochondrion
Molecular function (GO): protein kinase binding; ATP binding; heat shock protein binding
Source: RefSeq, a predicted model, not a curated record